This is a messenger RNA of Lactuca sativa (garden lettuce), 423 nucleotides long. NCBI's taxonomy places the organism in Eukaryota, Viridiplantae, Streptophyta, Magnoliopsida, Asterales, Asteraceae. The record is from RefSeq and is a predicted model, not a curated record.
AUGAAUGUUAACAUCCAAAAUCAGGAGGAAUCACAGUUUUGUCGUAGAAGAAAAAAGAAGAUGUUGAGUGGCUCAAGCAUCUCCACAUAUUCAAGCAAUCAUAGAGUAGAUAAGGAAGUCCUCUGUGAUUGUGAACUCCCAACAAGAAUUCGUACCUCCAAGACCAAAGAUAACCCUGGAAAGAAAUUCCGAGUGUGCCCUAACCCAUUGAAACCAGGGAAAAAGUGUAAAUUUUGGGAAUGGAUUGAUGAAGAACUUGAGAAUAUGAAGCCCUUUGCAGAAGAUACUCUUUCAGAUGUUGCAAAUUAUCUUAUACAAGUUUUAGAGGAUGUGGAAUCUGUUAGAGAAGAAGUGAAACAGUUGAAGGUUAUGGUUUGUGUACUGCUUCUGCUAAUCAUUGUUAAGGUUAUGUUUUGGGGUUGA